UAUUCUUUAAGAACUGAUCGCACGUCUGAUACUUUUCAGUUAAGUCGUGACUUCCAAAUGGAAGUACGAAGAGUUUUGUUUUUGUUUUGACUGGUUUGUGCAUUUAUUAGCUGUUUGGAUUUGGAUACGAUUUUUCGACCGUCUAUAAUUGAUAUUCCGAGAUGGCCACUUCGCAGAUUUUAGGAUUCUACGAAGAAACCAACGUGUUUAUAACAGGUGGUACUGGUUUCCUCGGGAAGUUACUUAUAGAAAAACUUCUUAGGAGUACUUCAGUCUCAACAUUAUAUUUAUUAGUUAGACCCAAGAAGGGCAAAGAUGUCGACACAAGAAUAAAAAAUAUAUUCGAAGAUGUGAUUUUCGAAAAAUUACACCAGGAGUGUCCGAAAUUUAUACAUAGAAUCGUGGGUGUCAACGGAGAUGUGUCUCUGCCUGAUUUAGGAAUAUCUAAGACAGACAGACAGAUGCUGGUAGAAAAGAUCGACAUCAUUUUCCAUGUCGCCGCUACAAUGAGAUUUGACGAAAAUCUUAAACACGCAUAUUGCGUCAACGUUAAAGGAGCUCAGGACAUUAUCAAGCUUGGAAAGGAUUUGAAACACCUCAAGAGUUUAAUGCAUGUUUCGACAGCUUUUUCAAAUUGUCACGUCGAUGAGAUAGAAGAAAAAUUUUAUGAUCACCCCAUUCAUUAUGAGAAAGUAGGGCAAAUGCUAGAAACAAUGACAGAAUCAGAAGCUGACAAGCAUACAAAGAGCAUCAUAGGACUUUGGCCUAAUACAUAUAGUUUUACGAAAUCCCUAGCUGAGUCAAUGAUAAGAGACACAAAUGAAGAAAUGCCGGUAGGAAUUUUCAGACCAUCAAUAGUUAUUUCGACCUACAAAGAACCAAUAGAAGGAUGGAUUGACAAUUUGUAUGGUCCAACCGGACUUUGCGUAGGGUCAACCCUAGGACUGUUGAGAGUAACUCAAUGUGAUACCGACAAAAUUGCCGAUUUAGUACCAGGCGAUAUGUGCGUAUCAGCCUUAAUUGCUGCAGCAUGGGACAUUGCGCAGAAGCAUAAGGGACAAAGCAGUACCGAAGAAAUUCCUAUAUAUAACUAUGUCUCCAUGGAUAACAAUAUGACGUGGGGAGAAUUUGGUGUAGUAAAUCUCAUGCAUGCCAAAAAAUUUCCAUUCAGAAAGGCUCUAUGGCUAGUGAAUACCACAUUUAUGUGUAACACCUACAUGUAUAUGAUUAUGAAGAUAUUUUAUCACCUGAUACCAGCCAUUGUUAUAGACGCAAUCAGUGCAUUAUUUUUCAAGAAUUUAGGGUUGUGGAAAAUGUACCGAAAAAUUCACAAAUUAUCUCAUGUCGUUUCUUUUUUUUGUCUAAGAGAAUGGACAUUUUCGGGUAAUAAUAUUGUUAAGUUAUGGAACAAAUUGGACGAUGCAGAAAGGAAAUUGUUCUUCUUUGAUAUGAAGUCGUUAGACUUGUGGGCGUAUUACAAGAACUACCUUCUGGGCAUCAGGAAAUACAUCAUGAAGGAUUCUCUUGUCUCUUUGGAAGCAGCAAGGAGAAAACAGCGAAUUUUUUCCGUUCUUCACAACAUUAUGCUCGUUUUUCUCUAUUUUACGAUGUCAGUAUUGGUUUGGACUGUUUUUCAGAAGUUAAAAGGUGAUCAACAACCUUGUGUGGAUAGAAAUUGAAUGAAAUAUAUUGUGAACUAGAAAAUAUUUGUGCAAAUUGUUAUGUUAAGUACACUUAGUUGCGACAAUAGAUGAAUAUAUUUAUUUCAAUUGUCAAUUGAAUCGCAACUGUAUUUGUUUGUUUUAAAAAAAAUAAAAUAUUAUUCUUA
Harmonia axyridis is the source of this 1828-nucleotide messenger RNA. RefSeq names its product fatty acyl-CoA reductase wat-like. The coding region runs from base 162 to 1679 and encodes 505 amino acids. Gene Ontology annotation, cellular component: peroxisome. The transcript is spliced from 9 exons. Gene Ontology annotation, molecular function: alcohol-forming very long-chain fatty acyl-CoA reductase (NADP+) activity. Gene Ontology annotation, biological process: long-chain fatty-acyl-CoA metabolic process. NCBI's taxonomy places the organism in Eukaryota, Metazoa, Arthropoda, Insecta, Coleoptera, Coccinellidae. The record is from RefSeq and is a predicted model, not a curated record.